This is a messenger RNA of Klebsormidium nitens, 1363 nucleotides long. Lineage: Eukaryota; Viridiplantae; Streptophyta; Klebsormidiophyceae; Klebsormidiales; Klebsormidiaceae. The record is from the annotation of a GenBank genome assembly.
GGACGAGCAAGGCAGCGCUGCAACUUCCGAAUGGUUGGUUUCUUUCCAAGUUCCACCCAUUGCUCUUUGGGAAGAAGGCUUGCAUGACUGCACCGAUCGGCGAUCAGCAUUUUCUUGAUCAGGCCUUCAGCGUCCACAAGAAGAAGCACUUCUGUACCCGAUCACUUCUGAAGACAUUCCAACGUGCAUGUCAUAUUCGUAGCCAUCUCUUCACUUCUCGUCCUCGCCACCACUCUUCAGCACGGUGUAAGCUUUUUUGAGAGCGUUGAUUUGCAAGCAGCGAAGGCUGAUCUGCAAUCGCUUGAUCUGCAAAACAAGGUUGAUCCCCGCCUGAUCAUCCAUGGCGUCCGUCCAGACCCUGCGCUUCCAAGCGCAUGCCAGCCAUGCACUGCAGAGCGCUGCUGCGCGCAGCGGCAACCCCGCCUCCACGUCAGAACCUGUCACACCCGCUUUCAGAACAUUCUCCUCAGCACACUCCCUCUCCAGUAACGCUUCCAGACUCCGCGUGUACUCGUCGACUUCAUCACCUGUCAGCAGGCGCCAUGCAGGGGCAAGGGCCGCCGCAGAGGAGGACAAAACAGCUGGCACCACCCCAGAGGGACUCCCAAAACCUCCCCAGAAUCCGGACGGGUAUGGUUUGGGUGGUCCUGGAACUUGGUUUGGGUUUGGGAGGAAGCAGGAAAGGGAGGUCGGCCGGCUGGCUAUGAUGGGUUUCGCGGCUGCUCUAGUGAUGGAGGUUGUCACUGGCAAGGGAGUUUUGGGCCAGCUUGGCCUUGACACCGUCGCUAUCAAGGGCCCCCUCCUCUCUGGCCUCCUGUUUUUGACCGUGGCUGGUUUGGUUGGCGGCUGGACUGUCAUCCAGAACCCUCCUGAUGUGAACAAGGCGCCUAUCAACGAAGGUGCUGGGGCUCCCCGGGAUCCCGCCAAGACCUUCGAUGCCAACACCCAAGACCCGUACUGGACCUAUUCCAGGGGUGGUAUUGUCGACCGCAAGGACGGGCAGAAGGGAAGAGAACCGUUUGUGUCUGAUCUGGAUGACAAGUAGACAGUUACUUUUCGAGAUACCUUGUUGAGAGGUAACCACUUUUCAGGAUCGGACCACAUAGAUAGCAGUGUGUGUUUUGAACGAGCUUUUGGAUGAUGGUAGGUUUAAUGCGGAGUUGAAACGUGUUGCUUCUGAUCAAACGAAUACUUGCCAAGUUUGCAGCUGGAGAUAUGAGGGAAAUGACAUCCUUGUAGAUAGGGAUGCUUGUGUGUAUGUUUAAUCUCUUAAAGGUUUGCAGUCAGUAGCACCUCACUUUCACAAAAACGUACGGUAUCUCAUAUUCUGGACAUUGUACGUGAUUUGUGUUUUAUCAUGAAG